Messenger RNA from Conger conger (European conger), 764 nucleotides. RefSeq names its product cytochrome b-c1 complex subunit 7 (gene uqcrb). Lineage: Eukaryota; Metazoa; Chordata; Actinopteri; Anguilliformes; Congridae. The record is from RefSeq and is a predicted model, not a curated record. Gene Ontology annotation, biological process: mitochondrial electron transport, ubiquinol to cytochrome c. Bases 74 to 667 code for a protein of 197 amino acids. The transcript is spliced from 4 exons.
CAGGUUGCAAGCAAGACUAUAUUUGUACAUUGUGACAGAGUAAAGAUUACUCGUAUGUGAACUUUAUCGUGAAAUGGUUAUGUUUCUGUCAAACAUUCAAGUGCCCUCUACGGUGUCCCCGUUUCAGUUGAAGUCGCGGUGUUCGCUUCUUAAGCUAGGUACUUACGAGCAGCUAACGUUAGAACGCUGGCCCGGUAUCAUAGCUAGUCUGUCAUCUGGCCUUAGUUUGCACGUUACACUGCAAAUCUCAGUCAAGUUAGAUAUGUUGGCCAGUGAAUCAGCCGCCCGGAAAUUACAUGACAUCCUUCGGGCUGGUGGUCUGAUCAGGCGCUGUCAGCUAGUAAUGUCUGAAGCAUCGUCUGGAAGGCUGCUCCUUGGCUUCCGCAAAUGGUACUACAACGCCGCUGGCUUCAACAAGCUCGGGCUCAUGCGAGACGACACGAUCUCGGAGGACGCAGACGUGCAUGAGGCGCUGCGCAGGCUCCCAGAGACUGUGUACAACGACAGGAUGUUCCGCAUCAAGAGGGCGCUGGACCUCAACAUGCGGCAGCAGAUCCUGCCCAAAAGCCAGUGGACCAAAUACGAGCAGGAUGUGAACUAUCUGGAGCCCUACCUGAAGGAGGUGAUCAGGGAGCGGAAGGAGAGGGAGGAGUGGCAGAAGAAGUGAGGUCCUCCAGUGAUAUUUCUCCCAUCUCCUGUCUCCUGUGAUAUUUAAAUGUGUGACCUGCUCCAGAAUCUGUAAUUAAUAAACUGUACAUUUAUCA